Leishmania mexicana MHOM/GT/2001/U1103 is the source of this 1476-nucleotide messenger RNA. RefSeq names its product trypanothione reductase. Gene Ontology annotation, biological process: cell redox homeostasis; glutathione metabolic process; cellular response to oxidative stress. Gene Ontology annotation, molecular function: flavin adenine dinucleotide binding; glutathione-disulfide reductase (NADPH) activity. The record is from RefSeq and is a predicted model, not a curated record. Gene Ontology annotation, cellular component: mitochondrion; cytosol. Bases 1 to 1476 code for a protein of 491 amino acids. The transcript has a single exon. Lineage: Eukaryota; Euglenozoa; Kinetoplastea; Trypanosomatida; Trypanosomatidae.
AUGUCCCGCUCCUACGACCUCGUGGUGAUUGGCGCCGGAUCUGGAGGUCUGGAGGCGGGAUGGAACGCGGCUGUCACGCACAAGAAGAAGGUGGCCGUCGUCGAUUUGCAGGCGGAGCACGGUCCGCCGCUCUUCGCCGCGCUCGGCGGCACGUGCGUGAACGUCGGCUGCGUCCCUAAGAAACUCAUGGUGACAGGUGCGCAAUACAUGGACACGCUCCGUGAGUCUGGCGGCUUCGGAUGGGAGAUGACCCGCGAAUCACUUUGCUCCAACUGGAAGACGCUCAUCGCCGCGAAGAACAAGGUGGUGAGCGGCAUCAACGAGAGCUACAAGAAAAUGUUCGCUGAAACGGAGGGCCUCAGCUUUCACAUGGGCUUCGGCGCCCUUCAGGACGCGCACACGGUGGUGGUGCGCGAGUCUGAAGACCAAAACAGCGACGUGCUUGAGACACUCGACACGGAGUACAUCCUCAUCGCCACCGGCUCCUGGCCGACACGCCUCGGAAUCCCCGGCGACGAGCUCUGCAUCACGAGCAAUGAGGCCUUCUACCUCGAAGAUGCCCCCAAGCGUACACUGUGCGUCGGCGGCGGCUACAUCGCCGUGGAGUUUGCCGGCAUCUUUAACGGCUACAAGCCCCGCGGCGGUAUCGUGGACUUGUGCUACCGCGGCGAUGUUAUUCUACGCGGCUUCGACUUGGAGCUGCGCAAGAGCCUGACGAAGCAGCUGGAGGCGAACGGAAUACAAGUACGCACCAAGCUGAGCCCGACGAAGAUCACGAAGAAUGAGGACGGCUCGAAGCACGUUCACUUCAACGAUGGCACGGAGGCGGACUACGAUCAGGUCAUGCUCGCGAUUGGCCGCGUGCCGCGCUCGCAGGCGCUGCAGCUCGAUAAGGCCGGCGUCAAAACAGGAAAGAACGACGCCGUGCUGGUCGACGCGUACUCGAAAACAUCGAUGGACAACAUCUACGCCAUCGGGGACGUGACGAGCCGCGUGAUGUUGACGCCGGUGGCCAUCAACGAAGGCGCCGCCUUCGUCGAAACCGUCUUCGCCGGCAAGCCCCGCGCCACCGACCACACGAAGGUCGCGUGCGCCGUCUUCUCAAUACCGCCGAUCGGCACGUGCGGUCUGACGGAGGAGGAGGCGGCAAAGAUCUACGAGAUCGUCGCCGUCUACGAGAGCUCUUUCACGCCCCUCAUGCACAACAUCAGUGGCAGCAAGUACAAGGAGUUUAUGGUCCGCAUCAUCACGAACGAAUCGGACGGCGAGGUGCUGGGCGUUCACAUGCUCGGCGAGAGUGCGCCUGAAAUCAUUCAGAGCGUCGGUAUUUGCAUGAAGAUGGGCGCCAAGAUCAGCGACUUCCACAACACCAUCGGCGUUCACCCGACGAGCGCCGAGGAGCUCUGCUCCAUGCGCACUCCGGCGUACUUUUACGAGAAUGGCAAGCGCGUCGAAAAGCUCAGCAGCAACCUCUGA